UUUUCACCAGGUGGAGGCAAUAACGGUUUCCAGAAUCUGUGCGCAGGCGCAGUGGCACAUCACACAACCGCAAUAAGCAAAUAUGGCGGCGGCCGUCGACAGUGUUGUUAAAGUGCUUGGAGAGCAGUAUUACAGAGAUGCCAUGGAGCAGUGUCAUAAUUAUAAUGCUCGUCUGUGUGCCGAGCGCAGCAUCCUUAUGCCUUUCCUGGACUCUCAGACUGGUGUAGCCCAGUCAAACUGUUACAUCUGGAUGGAGAAGAGACACCGAAGUGCAGGCGUAGCUCCAGGGCAGCUCUACACCUACCCAGCCCGUCGCUGGAGAAAGAAACGGCGUUCUCAUCCCCCUGAGGAUCCCCGUCUGGCCUUUCCCCCAAUCAAACCAGCAGACUUGGAGCUGGGUCUGAAGCGCGAUGCCUUGGGAGCAGUGGAUGGCAGCAGUUUGGAGGCCCUGCUGAAAGGAGAGCCUCUUGAAAGGAGGAGCGGUGUGGCAGAUGUUCGAGGCCCUGAGGAUGAUCCGGCUACCGUGGAGCCUCCUGUGACAUCAACGACCACCACAUCCUCUGGGCGCAUCCGUAAGAGAGUGCUGGACCAUGAUGACUACCUGGAUGAUCUGGAUGACGAAGACUUUGAGGAUGAGACCCCCAAGAGGCGAGGGAAGAGCAAGUCCAAGGGCCGCAGCGACAAGAAUGGCAAGAAGAAAACGGAGGCCGCAGCUGCAGCGCUGGAGGAAAGGGAUAAACCUUACGCCUGCGACAUUUGUGGGAAGCGCUACAAGAACCGUCCUGGCCUGAGCUACCACUAUACACACUCUCACCUGGCAGAGGAGGAGGGCGAGGACCGCGAGGAGAUCGAGGCACCACCCACUCCUCGCCAGCCUGAGGAGCAGAAGACUACUAAGAAGGGUCCCAAUGGGCUGGCACUGCCCAAUGAUUACUGUGACUUCUGUCUGGGAGAUUCCACCCUAAACCAGAAGACCGGCCAAUCAGAAGAGUUGGUAUCCUGUUCAGACUGCGGUCGCUCAGGCCACCCAACGUGCCUGCAGUUCACACCAGUGAUGAUGGCUGCGGUGAAGACCUAUCGCUGGCAGUGCAUCGAGUGCAAAUGCUGCAAUGUUUGUGGCACCUCCGAGAAUGAUGACCAGCUGCUGUUCUGUGAUGACUGUGAUCGAGGCUACCACAUGUACUGUCUAACUCCACCCAUGACUGAACCACCAGAGGGGAGCUGGAGCUGCCACCUGUGCCUGGCUCUGCUGAAGGACAAAGCCUCCAUAUACCAGCAAAACCAGAGCUCCGCCCCUGAGUGACAACACAGUGGUGGACUCCACCCCCUUCAGGCACCAGGAUCCCACCCCGAAUUGAAACGUCAGACCUCCUCUCAGUCCGGAGCUCGAGGCUCGGUCCUGAUGUAGCUGAGCCGGAUUGCAGAUCAGCUUUAGAAGUCUUUCAUAUCUUCAGCGGCCAAAGGGGGAGGGGGGAACAGAGCCAAAACAGACCUCAGAUCAGCAACCACGGGGAUCAAACCGUCACUACCAACCUGCCUGCAGAGUCCCCGAGGGCUGCCGUCAAACAGCAUGGACACACACUUUCUCCUGGACUGUUACACACCAGAUACCAGAGACACAGCGCAUACAGUAACCAUAGUAGCUGCUGUCUCCAUGGGAGCUCCUAGGAGAAAACGGAUUAGCACCACAGCUAACAACCUGCACCCCUCACACUCAAAGACACAGUGUGCAGUGUCGACCCACCACAGUUCUUCUUCUGCUGAAUGAUCUGUUUUUAUUCCCCGAAAGGAGCAAAAGGAAAAUGUCACAACAUACAGUAAACGGUUGAGUAUUCUUCUUCUUCUUCUUCUUCUUCUUCUUCUUAUUGUUAUUAUUAUCAUUAUUGUUAUUGUUCUGGUUACUAGUGGGCUUUUGUAGUGGCAUGUGUGCUUUUGUCUGAUCCAUCGGAGUAUUUAUCCUUUGAGGAAGUUUCCAGAGAGGGACCCGGUCAGUGCCAAGGUCCGCCAUCACACGACAGCAGCUCAUCACUCGCUCAUUUGAGUCUGCACAAAAGUUUUUGUAUUUGCUACCUUUCACCUCCACUCCAUUACUUCAACCAAACACUACAUAAAGACCAUAUGCUGUAGGCUGAGCUCAUCAAACAAAAGCCUUUCCCCCCCUUUUUUUUUCAUCUUUCUCCAUCAGACAGAAAACCUGAUUUUGCCGGGACGUCAGAAACAUGAAACUAAUUAGGAUAAAGUAGCAUCCUGUUCUCACAGCUGUUAUUUUGCUUGCUUUGUAAACUUCAUCUAGCAGUGACAUCAUCCUUUCACACUCCAUUUCUGUUGAUUCAGUGGCACACACUCAUUCACAAACUGUAGCUGCUUUCAUCAUUUGUCACACUGAGGCAGAUUUGCAUGCAAAUUGCACCCGUAUGAACGCACACACACUCUCUCAUGUCACACUCUUUAUUUUUUUUGUUGUUGUUGACAUUGUAUUGUUUGUAUUUUAUUUUAUUUUUUCAUUUUGUAUUAUCUGAUAUUCCAUUGGUAUUGGGAGUUUUCUAGUAGAAUUUUGUAAACUCUACAGCAUAGCAAACACUUCAAUAUCUAGCUCCUAAUGCAUUCUCUGUACUGUAUUUGCCUUUUUCUAUUUUUUUUAUGACUGUGACAUGUUUGGAUUUAUUUGAUUAUUCUGAUAUGUCAAACCUCCAUUAUGAGUAUUUGUAUAAUGAUGUACUUUGUUGUACUAUUUUUAUUUUUACAUUUCUUUGGUAUUGAAGCCAAUUUAGCCUGAAUGAAAAAUAUCACCUUUAAUAAUG
This is a messenger RNA of Haplochromis burtoni (Burton's mouthbrooder), 2801 nucleotides long. It is a transcript of the gene dpf2l, whose product is annotated as D4, zinc and double PHD fingers family 2, like. The coding region runs from base 83 to 1303 and encodes 406 amino acids. NCBI's taxonomy places the organism in Eukaryota, Metazoa, Chordata, Actinopteri, Cichliformes, Cichlidae. The record is from RefSeq and is a predicted model, not a curated record. The transcript has 11 exons. Gene Ontology annotation, biological process: nervous system development. Gene Ontology annotation, cellular component: nBAF complex.